AUGGGAACAAUAACGAUGUUGUUUUUCUUCUUAUUGUUUCGUGUGGUUCUUAGUUAUACUGACGAAUCGAUCAAUUUACUUGUUCAUUCAAAAGCCAUGUUGAAUAAUAAUCGUUAUUGUAUUGAACUUGCUAAAUUACCAAAUAAUCAUGGAGUUGAUAUAAAAAAUUUUGGUUGGCAUACGCCUUAUCUAUCGUCACCAUCUUUUAAUGCUUGUGACGCAUCAAAUUUUAGUAAUUCUUUACCUAAACCACUAGCACCAAAUACAAUUCUAAUCGUUUAUGAACACGAAUGUAAAAUAACAGAACAGGCAUGGAAUGUUGAAAAAUAUUUUGAACAACAAAUUUCCUUAAUGAUAAUAACGAAUCGAACAAAUACUCAUUAUGAAUUAACGUAUAAUAUAACAACAAUGCCUGUUACAAUUCCCGUGUUGAUUUUUUGGCAUAAUGAUUUUAUGAAACUCAAUAAUAAAUAUGGGCAUUUAACUGAUAUCGAAUUAUCCAUUGCUUUUCCACCCGAUAUAACGAAAAAAUUUCGCCCAAGUGUAUUACUAAUGUUCCUAUUGAUUUUAAUUAUUUUGCUUUUUGGUAAUUUUUGGGCAGCUGAUGAAUUUAAAAAUAAAGUUAAAGAUCAUAAUGAGAAUAUAGAUCAGGAAUUAUCCAAUAUUAAUGCAACACCAUUGACUAAUGGACGAGGAAUGUCACUGAUCAUCACUAGGAAAAAUUCGAUUGCACCAAAUGAAACAUCAGAAAAUAAUGAACCGGCAAUACUUCCUGUCACAUGUUGUGUUAUUAUACUUAUUAUAUGCUUUGCUGUUGGAUGGCUUUUAUUACUUUAUUAUUUUCCAAAAGUGAUGAUAUAUAUACUACAAGUUGUAUUUUGCAUCGGUGCAUUUUCAUCUUUAACAUCAUGUUUGGAUCGUUCAAGUUUUUUCGUACCGAUACUUCGUCAUUAUUCAACAUCUUCUCAUACAUGUCGUAAACCAUGUGUUUAUCAGGUAGAUCCAUUAAAUAUGUUUACAGUAUUUGCGAUGUCUAUUUCGUUAACCAUUGUAAUUAUUUGGUAUGUAUAUCGUCAAAGUGAGUGGGCAUGGAUUUUACAAAAUAUUCUUGGGGCAGCUAUUUGUAUGACAGUACUUUCGAUCUAUCGUCUGGGCAAUAUGCGUGCAAUUACAAUUAUACUGCUGGCAUUUUUUCUCUACGAUAUUUUCUUUGUGUUUAUCACACCAUACAUUCCAAUAUUUCAACAAUCAUCAAUACCAUCAAAUUCUAAUCAUACCAUUAUUCCAUCAUCGAACGGAUCAUUGUCAAGUAUUCACAUAAUAUCUCGAAAGCCAAAACGAAAUCGAUCCGUUAUGGAACAAGUCGCUUUAGGUAUUGGUACAAAUGGUGAAGUUGUACCACUAUUAUUUGCUUUACCUAUGUUUAUAUCUGAAAAUGAACUUGAUCCAUGUGUUCCAAUACAAAAAUCAAUGCUUGGUUUUGGCGAUAUCAUUUUACCAGGUAUUGUAUUAACAUUUUGUAAAAUAUUUGAUAUAGCUAGUAAUCAUCGUUGGCCAAUUUAUUAUACGCAAUCGAUUAUAUCUUAUUUUGUUGGUCUAUCUUUAACUCAUGUUGCACUUUAUCUAAUGAAUACAGCUCAACCAGCAUUACUUUAUCUUGUUCCUUGUUUACUUUUGUCAACUAUUCUAACUGGUUUAUGUCGUCGAGAAUUAAAAGAACUUUACACAGGCAAACGGAUUCAAGCAUUACUUGCUCGAAAACUAGAAAAUGGUGUUGACAAUUCAAUUGGACAACACAUAAAUGACGAAAUACCACAAAGGGAUAUUCUUAUUGGUAUCAACGAUAAGCCGACUGUUGAUCAGGAUUAA
Rotaria socialis is the source of this 1869-nucleotide messenger RNA. NCBI's taxonomy places the organism in Eukaryota, Metazoa, Rotifera, Eurotatoria, Philodinida, Philodinidae. The record is from the annotation of a GenBank genome assembly.